Molecule: messenger RNA, 3237 nt
Organism: Symbiodinium necroappetens
Lineage: Eukaryota; Dinophyceae; Suessiales; Symbiodiniaceae
Source: the annotation of a GenBank genome assembly
AUGGUGGCUGAGGUGUGUCUUGAAGAAGCAUCUCAAAGGUUUCAAUGGCAGUCUCUUGGUGAGCUCUUUCCAGGGAUGCCAUACCAUGACGUGCUCUUCAUGGAUGAUUGCAUCAUCUGGUCUCGUGGGGUUCAGGGUCUGGAGCGAAAAAUUCGGCAGCUCAUGGUCGUGUUGUCUGAGUUCGGGCUGAAGCUGAACGGUGGCAAGUGCCAACUCGUGUGUUCGCCUCACUGGACAGGGCCUAAGCACAUCAUGAUCUCGGGUGAGAAAGUUGAGGCUGUUUCUGAGAUGGAGGUGAUGGGUUUGCCGAUGAGGGUUGACAUGACCACUUCCGAGUUGGUGGCCCCCCUGGUGGCGAGAGCCCGGUCCAAAUUUUGGUCGCUCCAUCAUGUCUUUCGCUCCAAAACCUCGCUUCGCGGUCGACUUCGAACUUUGGCAACAGUGGUAGGGAACUCGGCUUUGUGGCCACUUGCAGCGUUUCCACCAGAUCGUCCUGCGAUGGGUUUACUCAACACCAUGCAGCUGCAGGUUACCAUUUGGACCAUGAGGGUUGCGAAACGGCCUGAUGAGGUGUGGGAUGCCUUCCGUCUUCGAGCUUACAGGGGGGCCCGUGCUGCCUUGCAUGCCAGUGGUGCUGAACGAUGGUCCACCACCUGGUUGAGGCACUUCCCUCGGCUCGCCAACCUGGAACGAGACAUGCACAAGGCCGCUCAUGGGUUGGGUGGAUGCAAUGGAUUUAACGUGGGCAAGUGGGAGGCAAACGAGGAUACAGGUCCGCCUGAUUGCAGCUGUGGCUCAGCUUUGCUGUGCAGCUACGCUUUCGUCUUUUGGUGCGAAGUUCGGCGGGUUCUGAAGGACCUCAGCCCCUCCCACUACACGAUCAUGCCGAAGAUGACUGCUUUCUUUGGUGAGGGGAUGGUGACCUGUGAAGCUCAGGGUGAUGAGUGCCUGGUGCUUCCUUGCUGCCCAGUGGGUGACUUCGGCAUGGGCGCUCUGGCCUGCUCGGGCAAAGCUACACCAGGGAUGCCGAGAUCGGUGGCCUCCGCUGUUGGGCUUGCUCCACCUGUACUCGAUGCAGGACGAUGCGAAGAAGAUCGGCGGGAGAUGUACCCCGUGGUGCUCAACGGUUACACGAUGCACGAGCUGAUCCUCGGCAAGAAGGUCUGGGGCCUGCUUUGGGGGCUCGGCAUGGGCUGUAUGGAUGCCCGACUGGAGCUUGGCUAUGAAACCGCUGCUGGCCUGCUGAUGGGUCAGGGUGCUCCGGCUGGGUUUUCCUGUGAAGUCUCUGUGGGCACUCUGCAGGGACGAAGGCCCAUCCAAGGGGUUGACGAGGAUGUCGAUGGGGAUAUGGUUGUCAUGAUGCAGGGGUACUUGCCAAAGGAUGUGAGCCCGAGAGCUGAUGGCAUCCCCAGGCGAGAAUUUGAGGAACUUGUGGCAGACUUCAGACCGUCGGCUGCGAGGGGGUCGGCAGGCUCUGAAGUGAGUCGCAGGGGCCGUGGAACGAUGGAAGGCCCAGUCGAGGCUGACGAGGAGGACGAUGAUACGACAGGGCUGUUCCAGACCCAGAUGACAGCACGCCGUACUUGGGAACAGCUUAUGGAUCUGUUCUGGGGUUGGAGGGCAGACAGGGAUGAUGAGGCCUACAUGGCAUGGUGUCAAGGGGCCCUUGCCCUGCUGUUCACCACCUAUCGGAACGACCGAAGCCCUCGUGGGGUCGUCGUGGUGGUGAAAGGGAAAGAAGGGCCGGGAGGUCGAGAUCAAAUCGAGAAAAUCGACGUCGCCGAGAGCCCGCUCCUCCUGCCUCCUCGGGGUCAGCUCGUGGUUCUGCGGAUGGUUCUGCGAGGGGUUCUACGAGUUGAGGUUACAGCUGGGGAUGGGCCCUUCAUUCCGGAUGCCCGUGCUGACUAUAUUCGCCGAGUGAUCUCGGGGUUCACAGCGGAGCAACAAGCCCUCAUCACAUUGGGGCUCAUGACCGUGCUCAGGGCGAUCCUUGCAGAGCUCGGAGUGGACGAUGAGGAUGACGAUGGCAUCCCCACACUCAUGCUGCAGGUGGACGUGCAGCUGGAAGGAUUCGAUGCCUUAAGCCUCGUGCAGAAGGACGUCACACUGGUUUCCGGGGUUAUGGCAAGGCUACAGGAUGCUCUUAUGGGAGGUGACCUGGGCUUGGCAAGAGUUCGAGCCGAGCACCUCCGGUCGAGGGUGCAUCGCUUGAGGCUGGGAUCCUUCGUGGAUAGGGACCUGGCGGACCGUGUUGAAGCCCUUUGUGUCGUGGUUGAGGAGAAUGGCUUGUCGUCGGUUGCGGGAGGUUUCCAUGCCAUGCCGGAGCAAGUGUCUGAAUGGACAUGGAGCUGGUGGCGAACAUUGGAGCCGAUGCUGCAUAUCGAGCAGGACAACCCGCCGGUGCAGCCUGACACGCUCCAGGUGACGAGCUCGGCAGAGGCUUCCCUCCCAGGCAGCUCUAUCAGUGACGCUGAGGUGGCUCGGCUGGUAGCUGAUCAGGAAGAGAACCGUCGAGAUGAGGAAGCACUUCGAGAACAACAAGAACGGUUCGAGGCUGAGGAGUCGAAGUACUAUGAGGGUGUGGAGGCCGUGGUGGCUGCGGAGGUUGAGCUCCAAACGUCCAGGGCAUGUAAAGAAUGGGAUGACUGGGCGGUAUGGGACGAGAUGAAUCGUCCUAUUCGGAGUCGAAAGAGGGCAUUUCUCGAGGUGAUGGUAAGUUCACCUGGGGGCGAGGGUGGUGGACAAAGAUGGUCUGUGCCCUUUGACCCUCACUCCGGGCAGCAGGUGGUACUGAAGUUCUACAAGUCUGAGGUGGAGCCUGAAGGUGUUGGGGGCCGCGAGACUCGAACAGGAGACCCUGCUGAGAGUGCUGGGAGUGAUGCCUCAACGAUCCCUGCUUCUGGUGGAGACCUGCCUCGUGAGGUACCUGCCUGUGGGGUUCCCCUGGAAUUUCAGCAGUUUCAGAAGGUCUACGAACAGUGGAAUGAAGGCCAGCUCUCCAACGAUGCGGUGAAGCAGCAGUUCGGUGUGGACACCCUGGAGUUAUUGGAGACCCAGAAGAUUGUUUUGGGGCCAGAAAACUGUCGAGGGCACUCAGCAUGGAAUGGGUCGUCUCUGGAUGCUACGAAUCAACUUCGGGGUGAAGGAAAUGCGAUGAUGUCUGGUGGUUCGUUGAUGGUGCAGAACGGUGAGGGUAAGCCGAGUGUGGCCAAACGAAUGCACGGACACGCUCCUUGA